CAUAGUGCGCGCGACGGCCGAACGAAACUCUUAAACCACCGGGAAAGGGCAUCAUAUCCUACGGACGUUUGGACAACCACCAAUAGCUUACGUUUUAACCAAAUGAUUUUGGUGGAGUACUUGAAAUGAGAAAUAACAGCGAGGUUACAUAUCACGGGGCAUGGGGUGCCCCUCCCAUCCCCAAGAAGCCCCCACCAUGGGAAGAGGCCAGCAAAACCCCGGUCAAACCACAACGCAAUCUUGGCGAGAUCCUGCGAGAGUUCGGCGAGAACACCACGGCGCACGGCGUGCCCAUGAUCGCCCGCUCCAAACGCGCUGUGACCAAGAUCUUCUGGCUGGCCGUGUUCCUGACCAUGUUAGUCAUCUUCUGCUGGCAGGGCACUUCGGUGCUGGUCGAGUACUUGGGCUUUCCCUCCACCACCAAGGUCAAAUUGGUCACCAACCCGGAGCUGACCUUCCCCUCGGUGACCAUCUGCAACAUGAACCGCUUCCGGAGGUCCAAGAUCGCAGGCACGCGCUUCGACGGGUUGAUUCGCCUGGACGGCGGGUUGACCGAUGACGGGGGCAACAACGACUACUCCUGGUGGUUCGACUGGGACUCCGUGUGGUACAACGAGUACAUGGGUGCCUAUAUGGGAACCAGUAACACCGCACAAACAUCGAGCGUUGGUACAAACGGAGUUUCGGUGCCAACUGAGGGCAGCGGUCUAUCUGGCGAUGAGACGUCUGACCAGCUUGGGGUGGGCACAUUAACCAUGCCAGACACCGAGACAGAGGCUGAGUCAUCGGUGGUCGCAAUCACGGAUCUCCCUGCCUCGUCACCUACUGGACGGACAACCAUAUCUGCUUCAAACGGGAUCACCAAUGUCUCGACAUCAACACAGUCUGGGUCCUCUGAACAGGUUAUCCUGACUAACGACAAUGGAAGCGAAGGUGAAGAUAUCACAGAGGCAGGGACAGGUGCUGGUUUUGAUGGAUCAGCAUCAGACACAAGCCUUGAUUAUUCUCCAACCCUCGACUUCAACCAACCGAGCGUUGGAGAAGGUAUCACUGUCACAACCGUUUCUUCAGCACCUACAGCUACUUUCGCAGUAAAUGACGUCACUACAAUGCCUGUAAUGACAUCUGAUUUACGCGAUGAAACUACAACAGAUGAAACAAUUGCCUUUGAAACAACACCAGCAAAAGCCACUCAGUCUACAGCUUCUACAGAUGGAGCCAAUGUCAACAGCCCUAUAAUCCUAACCCCAGUUACAUCUACUACGUCUAAUUCUGGCACAACGCAAACGCCUACCAUGGCGUCUUCAGGCGUUGAGAAUGGAAUCACUGCUGUAGGCCUAUCUACCAAUCCCAGCCCAAGUUCUGACGCACCGUUCGGCACUUCGACAUCCAGCCAGGCCAUCAACAGCGAGUCGCCACCAGCAACAACGACAACAAUCGAUACAGGUACAGAAUCCGGUACCCCACAACAGCUGCCUGGCAACACCGCCCCUACAAGUCAUCAACCGCCAGAAACAACAGGGUUCUCGGGGCGUAAGAAACGCUCGCUUCGGCAAAUCCGCGACGCCGGCAUCGAGACCACCAGCGCAUCCGCGGGGAACAACAUCAUGGAGGUCAUCGGAGAGUUCGGCUCCUGGGUUAAUCAGGAGUGGAACGACGGCGGCAGUAACAGCGCCGACUUCGACUUCCAGUACGAACAAUACUUCGACUGGGGCGACUUGGAGGACGAGAACGACUGGGCAUCGUUCUAUGAGCGCUCCACGUCUCCCGAUUACAGUGAUUUCAUCGACAUCGUCAACCCCACGCGGGAAGAGCUCAAGACGCUUGGCCAUCAGGCUAAGGAUAUGAUCCUCCAGUGUACCUUCGACAAGAAGCUCUGCAGCUACAGAGAUUUCUACCAGUUUCAGAACAAAGAGUACGGCAACUGUUUCACCUUCAACCACGGGCAAAACCUGACGGCGGUAGAUGUCACCAAGAAUGCCGGAGCACAAUACGGGCUUCAUCUGACGCUGUUCCUUGAGAUGCCGGAGUACGUUGGCAUCCUGUCGCCCGAGGCGGGAGUCAGGGUGGCCAUCCACUCCCACACUACCCCGCCAUUCCCUGAAGAUGACGGUAUAACCGCCUCGCCCGGCAUGGCCACCAAUAUCGGCCUCCGACAGGUGUAUGUUGAGCGGCUGGGCCGACCCCACAAUACUGAAGACUGCCGGCCAUUUACAUCCAACACCUACUCACGGAAGGCUUGCUAUAAAGAGUGCGUGCAGGAAGAGAUGUACAAACGAUGCCACUGCGUGUCUGACAUCCUGCUGGAGAACAAGACUAAGUGUAGCUACAUCAAAGCCACUCAACAAAAAUGCCAGCAGUUGGUCAAGUACCUAGGCGAGCAGAAGAAACUCAACUGCGAGUGUCCCAUCGCUUGCAAUGAGACAACCUACACCAAAGCAGUGUCAUCGACACACUGGCCCUCCGAACGCUACGAGGAGCAUCUCCAGAGACGCUUACAAGAAGACCCGGACAGUGCCUUUGCCGCACGAAUGGCGUCUAGCGAGGAGAGCACGAACAAAAACCUUGUUCGAGUCCGUGUGUACUUCGAAGAACUAAACUACCAGUCUAUAUUGGAAAGGCCUCUGUAUACAUUCCCCAACCUCCUGGGCAAUGUGGGCGGGCUGCUAGGCCUGUACAUCGGCGUGUCCUUCCUGACGCUUGCUGAAGUCGUUGCCUUGAUCUUUCACAUCUUCAAAUAUCUCGGCCGGAAACUUUUCGUCAAAGAGAAGGUGUCGCCAACGCCUGCAGUAGCGUGACGGAACCCACAGAUUAAUUAGAACAACAACUGAAUGGACCAUUUUACUCUUGUAACUUACAACCAGUACCUCAUGGCUUAACCUUACCAGAUAUACCAGAUCGAUCAUUGUUAAAAUGUACCUUUUAUAUUCGGUCAUAGCGCCCUCCCGAGUCUUCUUACGUGUAUAUAAGCCAAAUCAGUAUUCCAACUGCGCAGGUGCGUACAAGAUUCAACGGCAGAAAAUGCACGCAAGUCAUUGGGGACCGAAUCUGCAUUCUGCAAUUUUUCAGACAAAAAAGACACUGGAUAUAUGGAAACUUUCGUUUGAACAAAAGUUGGGGCAUACAGACAUACACUUCCCUGUCACUUUCUAUUUUAAAUGUUGUGCUUUCCUCAGAACUAGACAAUUUCUUUGAUGUUGCUGGUGUACAUGUAUGAUUUUGCACGCAUACGGCAAGUUGUUUACUACGAAAGGAAAAUUGCCAAAUCUUGAUAUGCACAUGCGCAGUUUGGAAUACCGAAAGAGCUUAUUGGGAGACAUCGAAAUUACAACACUACAUCAGCGGCGUAGCUACGAGGGGGCCCUAACAAAAUUACCCCCCCCCCCUCCCGCCAUCCCCCGGCCCCCUACGGAAAUUUGGCAAUCGGAGAAAAGCACAGUAUGUCUUGCCAUGAUUAGCGGGUUUAACGUA
Molecule: messenger RNA, 3471 nt
Organism: Patiria miniata (bat star)
Lineage: Eukaryota; Metazoa; Echinodermata; Asteroidea; Valvatida; Asterinidae
Exons: 10
Coding region: 126-2798 (890 amino acids)
Biological process (GO): sodium ion transmembrane transport
Cellular component (GO): membrane
Molecular function (GO): ligand-gated sodium channel activity
Source: RefSeq, a predicted model, not a curated record